AUGACAGACUUCACCAAGGAAAUUUUAAUCAGCACAGCAGCUGGUAGCAUGGGCAAAAUGAUCAGCAUAGCAGCAACAGCAAGUUGUCACGUACUAAAGCUUUGCAUUUUAUAUCAAGAGGCUCAGCUUCUUCGUAAUGUGGAAGAAGAAUUUAUGCACAGAAAAACAGUUUUCAAUGAAUGCAACAGUUCCAUCAACAAUAGACUGUUAUAUUUGUGGGCACUUAGUGAUCAGCAGCAGCAGGACAGAACAAAAAAUAACAUGCGUAAUUUCUUGAUACAGACUACCAAGAACUGGAAGGCGACAGAGGAAAAAAUUGCACAAGAAUCUGUCAGCCUUCCUAUAUUCUGCAGAACAUCUCCAAAUAUUGCACUGUCUACAAUCUUGGAGAAGACACAGUAUGUAGCAGACUCAACAAAAUAUACAUUUCAGACUAUAACAGCACAUUUUCUAUGUUCAAGACAUGCUGCCUACCUUUAUAACGAGAUAAUGUGUGCCAUUGCACGUCUCUCAGGCUACAUAGCAGGUGCACACUACUCUUUGCUGAUGUCCAGGCUGACUCCCUAUCUGCUGAAGUUGGAUGCAACACUGGAGACAGUUGUCAAGACUGGUAGCUCUGAAGGUGUACAACCCCCACCAGGACCUUCCUCAGGAACAGAUCUGGAGGACAGCAGCCAGGCUGAGCAGAAAGCCCACAGUGACCACAGCUGUGCCUCUGGCCCCACAGCACCCAGCUGUCGGGAUCCCAUGUUUACUGUUGAUGGAAAGCUUGCUCCUACUGUGCAGGUGCCGGCACAGCUGUGUGCUGGGCCAUUUCCAAUGCCGAUGUCUGUACGUCUCCAACGCUUGCUACGGUCAUCGGCAUCCCAAGUGUCACUCCGUACAGCCACCAUACCAGCUAAUACAACUGGUACUGCAUCCACCAUUACUGUCAAGGCAGAACCUCCAGAUCCUGAUGCAUAUGCAUCACCACCACAUGCUACUGUCAGAACCAUGAGUGCUUUGGAUAACAGUGAGGAGGAAUGUGAUUUGCUGCCCAUCAAGAUGCCCCGGCUGGAGUCUGGCCUCUUGUCACCGCUGCCAUGA
Molecule: messenger RNA, 1086 nt
Organism: Schistocerca nitens (vagrant locust)
Lineage: Eukaryota; Metazoa; Arthropoda; Insecta; Orthoptera; Acrididae
Exons: 7
Coding region: 1-1086 (361 amino acids)
Source: RefSeq, a predicted model, not a curated record